This is a messenger RNA of Alosa alosa (allis shad), 6176 nucleotides long. It is a transcript of the gene slc24a3, whose product is annotated as solute carrier family 24 member 3. The transcript has 17 exons. Lineage: Eukaryota; Metazoa; Chordata; Actinopteri; Clupeiformes; Clupeidae. Gene Ontology annotation, biological process: intracellular calcium ion homeostasis; calcium ion transmembrane transport. Gene Ontology annotation, molecular function: calcium channel activity; calcium, potassium:sodium antiporter activity. Gene Ontology annotation, cellular component: membrane. The record is from RefSeq and is a predicted model, not a curated record. Bases 372 to 2384 code for a protein of 670 amino acids.
UUUAACGCCCCCCUCUCUUUUGCUCACUCCCCUAUGUUCAGCCCUCCCACUACCGUUCACUCUCCAACAUCAUCUUGCCCACUACGAAUCGUGUCCUGCAAAAAUCGGCAACGAGCAGACGCAAUCAAAUGGAGCGCUUCUUCCUUUCGCGAUAUCUAUGUUUCGCAUUAUCGGGAUUUGAAAUUAUAUAGAACAAAACAGCUUUAAUGAAAAGCGAAAACAUUAACAGCCGCGUGUGAACACUGUCAAAACACCUCUUCCGUGUCUAAACUUUCCCCAUCUCGCUCUCUCUCGUCCACCCCCGAUCCCAAGAAUCUCUUUUUUUGCACUAUCCGCGCAGUUCGUUGGGUACUCGCUGUCGAGGUUUCGAAAUGGAUGGGGUUAUCGUUGGCUGGAUGCCUAAGUCUGCCGGGGUCCAGAGUUGCCCGCUGCAAGUGAUGCUCAGCCAGAGGAAGAUCAAAGCGAGGAGGAAGGGGCGAAAGGAGUUGUUCCUUGGACAGAUGUGCUUCAUGGGGCUUUUGCUUAUGGUGGUGUCCGGUUUAUCGCGUGUUGCUGAAAGCACAGGUUAUCGCACACCCAGCAAUGGACCAAAGGCUAUUGCAGGGUGGGAUAGCCGUCGCCUACUGCAGUACUAUGAAGACACCUACACGUACAUACCAGAAACGACAGAGGCGACGGAGCGACCGCCCAAAAACUGUACCGAACCAGCUCUUCAUGAAUUUCCCAGCGACCUUUUCACCCACAAGGAGAGGGUUGAGGGAGCUGUUGCACUACAUGUUCUAUGUGCCAUGUACAUGUUCUACGCCCUGGCCAUUGUAUGCGAUGACUACUUUGUUCCAUCGCUGGAGAAAAUCUGUGAGCGAUUGCAUCUGAGUGAGGAUGUUGCUGGAGCAACCUUCAUGGCAGCAGGAAGUUCAGCCCCAGAGCUCUUCACCUCUGUCAUUGGGGUGUUCAUUACUAAGGGUGACGUCGGGGUGGGAACCAUCGUGGGCUCUGCUGUCUUCAACGUUCUCUGCAUCAUCGGCGUCUGUGGGAUAUUUGCUGGACAGGCUGUACGACUCUCCUGUUGGACUCUAAUGAGGGAUUCAGUGUUCUACACCAUAUCAGUGACCACUCUAAUUGUGUUUAUAUAUGACGAGAAGGUAACAUGGUGGGAAUCUCUCACACUCGUGCUGAUGUACCUUGUUUACAUUACGAUAAUGAAGCUGAACUCAACUGUGGUGCGUUUCAUUGAGAGACGUAAGAAGAACUCGGGCAACCUGGGCAACGGCACAGCCAGCAACGCCGACCUGGACGAUGGUUGCGAUGCCACGGUGGUGCUGCUGAAAAAAGCUAACUUCCACCGGAAGCCGUCAGUGCUGAUGGUGGACGAGCUGCUGUCGGCCUACCCCCACCAGCUGUCCUUCUCCGAGGCCGGCAUGCGCAUCAUGAUCACCAGCCACUUCUCCCCGCGCACCCGACUCACCAUGGCCUCCCGCAUGCUCAUCACCGAGAGGCAGCGUCUGAUAAACGGACACCUCAUUAACGGCGAUUCUGACAUUUCGGCCAAACUACCGGGUCGACGUGCAGUGGAGAACGGGCUGGGGGGCGUGGAGCGUGGGCUCAACGGUCGCCGCGGGGGUCACCGUGACGACGACCGAGGAGGAGCGGAGACAGGCACGGACACGGAGAACGAGAACGAAGACAACGAGAACAACGAAAAUGACGAAGAAGAAGAGGAGGAGGAGGAGGAGAAUGAGGGGCCCUUCGUCCCAUUUGAAGUACCAGGUGGUUGCUGUAAUAAGCUGAAGUGGUUGCUUGCCUGGCCGUUGUGCCUGGUGUUGUACUUCACCGUGCCCAACUGUGCCAAUCCUCGUUGGGAGCGGUGGUUCAUGGUAACGUUCGGCAUGUCCACGGUCUGGAUCGCUGGCUUGUCCUACAUAAUGGUGUGGAUGGUCACGGUCAUCGGGUUUACCCUGGGCAUCCCUGAUGUCAUCAUGGGCAUCACGUUCCUGGCAGCUGGCACCAGUGUCCCAGACUGCAUGGCCAGCCUCAUCGUGGCACGACAAGGCCUGGGUGACAUGGCCGUGUCCAACUCCAUUGGCAGUAACGUGUUUGAUAUCCUGGUGGGGUUGGGUUUGCCCUGGACUCUGCAGACUCUGGCCAUCAACUAUGGCUCCACUAUUCACCUGAACAGUAAAGGACUCAUCUUCUCAGUAGGCCUCCUUUUGGCCUCUGUGUUUCUAACAAUUGUUGGUGUGCAUCUGAAUAAGUGGGUCCUAGACCGCCGCUUGGGCCUAGCCUGUCUGAUGAUGUACGCAGUCUUCCUCUGUUUCUCCAUCCUCAUCGAGUUCAACAUCUUCACCUUCGUCAACCUGCCCACCUGCCGAGAUGCCGCCAUCUGAAGACACUUCUUCUUUGUCCUCCCUCUCUGCCACUCUCUUCCUCACCUGUGUCUCUGUGAGGUGGAGCGCCCCAGAGCCUGCUGGGAGAGAUCUCUUUUCUCUUUUUUUUUUCUCAAUCUUUCACUGAUCUUGUAAUUUAUUGAUCUUUGGAUUAUUGUCUUUGUCUUUGACAACGGUGCAAUACAGACAAAUGCCCUGUGCCUAGUUGUUUUGUUUUUUGAGAGGGGCAUUUGUUUGAAAACAAGAGGAUCUCUGGUACUAAAGAGGAUGAUGGAAUGCACCUCGGACAGGAAAGAGACACAAAAGAGAGAUAUUUUUGAUGACUACUGCCUGAUUUGAUGUGAAUAUGGGGAGAAAAAAAGUUUUUAUCCAUUUGAAACAGACUGCAUUAGGAAAUUGAUGCUAACUCAAUUCUAUUUUACAAUGAGAUCUUUGUUUGUUUGUUUGUUGUGAGCUGCUAACUAGCUGGACAAUGAAGAGUUUUUGUUGUUCUGCCGAUAAUCAUUGGAAUCAUGGUUAAUAGUAUCAGUUAAAAUAUAAAUAUAUAAAUAUGCAUUAGUUUAUUAAGAGGUGUCUAUUGAGAGAUGACUAUUACAAAUACUGAAGGGUACUGGUGACCUGCUGCGUAUGUGUGUAUAUACAGAUCUGUACAGAUUUGAUCAGAUGUUGAUUACAGACAUGGUUGACCAUGUUCAGAUUCCUCAGACCCCUUCUCUUAACCUGGGCAUUACUGGCCUUCUCCUGGCUUUUAUACCCACCAGAGCCCCAACAACAACAUGGAAGGUGUGACACAACAUGAGUCCCCAUUGGACCACUUGGACAAACAAAAUGGAGACCUGACUGAAGCUGUUGUAUAUAGAAUGUAUUCAUGUUUGCUGGAAAUGCAAUGUGUACAUUGAUUUCAGUGGGUGGUGGAGUAGAUCUUGUCUCCGUGUGGGGUGUAUGAUUCAUUAUGUGCGGUCUUAGAAUCUUCUCUGGGGGACUUUUAAAGAGACAUUGUGGUGGGGUCAUGCAUUGGGGGAAAGGUACACCAGCAGAAAUGUAUACCUAUACAUAGAGUCUGGUGGAGGAAUACAUUUGUGUACAAAAUACUUUUUGAUGUUUGGUUUUGUCUCUUGCUUUCACUGAAACAUGUAUGUGUAUUUAAUAAUUUAUUGAGAUCUAUUUAUGCACUUUUUAGAGACUGCAAAACAAACAAAAAAUACACCCACAGCUGUCCCAAAGAACAGGUUAUUCUGGAAAUUCAGUCAAACUUAAUUUUAUGCCCAUAUUUUUUGUCCAAUCCUUUUCUACUGUAUUUUCUUCUGGUUCUUGACUUGGAGAUAUGCAUACUUUAGAUACCCCUUUGACUAUAAAUGAUAUUGUUUCUACUAUUUGUUAUAUAUUAUAUGGCAGAGUAUGGUGGGAUUAUUGUGUGAGUAAAGAUGUGUUCAAAAAACACUCCCUGAGUAUUCAGGUGAGAGAAAUUAUUUUCUUGCAUUGACUGAUUUGACAUUUAGAGGUAGACACAUCUGCUUGGCUGUUUGGCUUUGAAAUGUCUUACAGGCUGACAAGCAGGAUAUUAUUCUGCUAAAAUGAAGCACCAAGGUACACUUUACAUCAAUAAUCUGUGUGUGUGUGUGUGUGAGAGAGAGAGUGAGUGUAAUGUUUCUUUCUGUAUGUGUGUGCACUCAAGUAAUAUGUGCACAUGAUUGUAUCCCUCUCCAACAUGUAAUUUAAAUGUCAUACUCUAAAAUCCCCAGAGACCUCCUCUGUUCAUUCAUUUUGGUUUCUGGUUUGUACAUUCUCUCUCACACUGACACUGGCUUUACUUAUACAGUACACAACCCAUGCACAACCCAAGCUGAAGUUCCACCCAGAGUACAUAUUGCCGGAUCUUGUCAUCCUGAUAGCUUGUUGUGUGCAGUCUGGUUCUGUAUCAUGAAGACCUACUUACUGUAUACUGCCAUCCAAAUUGACAUGAACCAACCUGUGAACCAUUACUAUUUGUGGAUUUUGGAGCUAUGAUAUCCACGUUAUUUCCUGUUGUUUAAUAAGCUUACAAGGGGUCGACCGGGUCUUAUCAUUUGAAGGACUGGUUUUGCCACUUUACAUCCUCUCCUAGUCCAAUGGCACAUUGCAGGGAAAUAUAACUGUAUACUGUGUGACGCAUCCAGUGUUCUUGUUCAUAUUAUAGGUGCAGUUUAUAAGCUGGUCAGAUUUUGCUGCAAAAUAAGUAUUUUCUGUUUGGUCACAUAGCAUCUAUUUGCAUUCUGUGAUGUGCAUAAUAAUGUUAAUGUUGUCUCUGAUUUUCUUUUUUUCCUUUUUUUGUUUGCAUUAGAAUAUCUUUCAGAGGAUUUGUCAUUUUUUGCUUGUGUUUCUACUGCUCCUAAAACAAUGUUCAGCCAGUCAAUUAUCUCGCAGAGUUUAGUUCAGGAAGGAACACACCCAUGUCACAGACAAGCGUUGUGUGUACUGUUCAAGUUUACUAGUUUGUUCCAGCGACCUCUUUAUCACUACAGACAUAACCAGCAUAUGUGUAGUUUAUUGCAAACCAUGUAUAACUCCUUACUUGUGACAGGAGACUUAGUGAGGGUUAGUGCUCCCAUCUCUACAUAAGAGGAUAUCUCUCCCAGUUCAAAGAGUAGUGCAAUAGAGAUUGAAUUGUUAUAGAUGUCUUGUUAUUACCUGCGUAGCGAAUGUACAGUGUGAUUUUGGACUGAUGUUUUUAGGGAUGUUCUUUAUUUGUUUAGAGGUAAAAGUGUAGAGAAACACUCUGGAAAGUCAAGGGAAAACAGGGUUCAAUAAUGAAAAUGAAAUAAAAAUGUCCUGUUGAUUGAUAAUGCAAUAAUGAUUAGCUUUAUUAUUGUAUAUCUUCCGUUGAAAUGUAUUGCUAAAAGCAUCACACAUUGCUUACCUGCUGUAUAGGUUUCAGUCAUAUUUGUGCUAACAGGGAUGCUGCAAACAUGGCAGAAUUUAUGCAGAUCACACAAAAUGUAAACAAUCAGUAAAUGCUGUCAAUAAAAGAUGUGACACAUUAUACAAAGUAGGCAUCAAUCCUCUUAAUACAAAGACUUUCAAACUCUGCCAUUUCUGGCAAACACUUGUGUUAUUUACACCAAACCCGAAUGCAUUUAGUUUUGAAAUGUGUUUUGCAGUUGGACCAUUUCAGACAGUUUUGACAUGCCACUAUUCAGUUAUGGCUAUGGGUAUAUUGGUUAUUGUCCAUUACUGCUGCAGUUCACACAUCUUUGAAGUAUUACCUGCUGCUUUUCUCCUGUAUCCAUAGUAUUAAACUGUUUGGAGUGUGGGUGCACCAAACUCAUUGCCCACAACUCUAUGUAUUGCUUCAUCAUAAUUCCUGCUAGGACUGACAUUCAUUGAAGUAUUCUGUUCUUGAAUUGUGCUAUCUGACCACAAGUUGUGAUAUUCGUGGUGCAAUGCAUCCCAUUAUGUACAAAAGUAUACAUACAUGAUAAUGUAUUUAUGUACAUUUUUGUCUUCAUCUGUAUAUCUCUUGAUUAUAUUUUCAGGAGUUUUGAUGUUUGGGUCUAUGGGUCCUCCGAAUUCUCCUUUUUAAUUUUUAAUCCAAUCAACAUUCUGUUUUGUCAACUCGCAUGAAAAUGUUUUAAUGUAACAAUAUAUUUAUAUUGAUUAUAUGAUAUGUGGGCACUGGAUAAUUGUGGAAUUAGACCUCUUAGAUCAUUGCAUGUUUUAUAAGGAUAACAUUGCUGGAUCUUUAAUGUAGGUAUUUCAGCCAGAGACAGGAAUGGUUUACUUUGUGUAAGAAAUAUAUUGAGUUGUUUUGUUUCA